CAUGUAUGUCAUAAGCUCAUGUGACAUGCCUAUAUAUUUUUUUAUGCAUUAAAUGAUUUCCCAAUUUAUUAUAUAGAGCUAUAAUUAUUGACACCCAAGAUGGUUGUGAAAUACAGAUGUACGUACACGUAACAAAAUCACCCAAUUCGUUCCCCAUAAUAUAUUAGGCCAAAUCUCCCUCCAAACUUUCACAUAUAUAGUUACACUCUCUCUCCUCUUUCAUUUAUUCCUCCAGCCUAGUACCAACCACUUUCCUCCUCUUCUCCUCAACCAAAAAACUACCCAUGUUUUAUCUCUUCUUUCUCCAUUAAACUCCUUAAGAACCCAUUAAUUUGACGAAAUCGAAUAGUCGAGUACAAAACCAAACAAUCGAUUACAUAUCGAUAUUAGUACUAUUAGCUGAAAAUGGAAGGAAUUUCAGCUAAUGUGUACAAAGGUAUUAGAGGGUAUUGGAACAGAAAAGGGUAUAAAAAGCUAGACAAAAAAAACAAAAAUUAUGUCCAAGCCGGCGACCCGGUUGUUGGAACCGGGUCGGAUUUGGAUCCGAACCGGGGUCAGGGUAAGGGGCGAGGGCGGAAGCGGAGGUUCUUUCGGGUAACAACAGGGCGAAGGAUGCGGAUCUGGAGGAAGGUAGUGGGCAUGCCUAAGAAGUGGCUGACCCGUUUAAGGGAUGCAUAUGUGAAUAUGAUGCUUAACUUAGCUAACUCCGGGCUUGCGGUUGGCGGUGCCGCAGCCGGGUUUGGAGGAUCCAUUGAAUAUAGCGGGUUCGGGUAUGGAUAUGGUAAUAAUAAUGGUAAUAGAGGUCAACUUAAGGAAUAUGAUGAGAAGAUGAUUGUUGAAAUUUAUAAGUCUUUGAUCAUUGCUCAAGGACAACUUGGAAAUGGUGCUAAUAAAGUUGCUACUACUAACUCUCAGCAGCAACUUCUUAAUAGUCCUCCAAAAAUCACCAUUUCUGCGCGGUAACUUUUUUUUUUUUAAUUUAAUGAUUUUUUUUUUCUUUUUUUUGAGAUUAAUUAAUUAUGAGGUAAAAAAAAAAAAGGGUUGGAACAUGUUACUAGUCUUACUACUUAGGCGGUACUAGCUAGUGCUCCAAGCUGACUUCUAUGUCAUGUUAUUGAAUCUUGAUAAUUGAUGUGUAAGGGUAUUUUAGACUUUUAAUUUCAAUUAUUAGAAUAAUAAAAUCUCUUUUUAAUUAA
Molecule: messenger RNA, 1196 nt
Organism: Chenopodium quinoa (quinoa)
Lineage: Eukaryota; Viridiplantae; Streptophyta; Magnoliopsida; Caryophyllales; Amaranthaceae
Exons: 1
Coding region: 406-963 (185 amino acids)
Molecular function (GO): protein binding
Source: RefSeq, a predicted model, not a curated record